Molecule: messenger RNA, 993 nt
Organism: Endocarpon pusillum Z07020
Lineage: Eukaryota; Fungi; Ascomycota; Eurotiomycetes; Verrucariales; Verrucariaceae
Exons: 6
Coding region: 1-993 (330 amino acids)
Source: RefSeq, a predicted model, not a curated record
AUGCGAACCGACAUCGAUGCCAGUUUCACACCAGCCCAGAUCCCCGAGGAAGACAAGGCCCCGACAGCUGAGGUGGACCCUGUAGUUCGUGCUGCCCUGCCUCGUGGAUCAACCGUCAAGAUAGUCACAACUCAUGGAGCUAGUUUCUGGGCAAUAGCAAAGAAGGUGGAGGUAGCCCUACCAGACGGAAGCGACAAAAGCUACUUCUUGAAAAUCUAUUCCUCCGAUGUGGGAAAGCGGAUGGCUGAGGCUGAAUUUGAAGGCACAGCUGCUGUUCACGCAGCCUUGCCGAGAAACACAUCCGGCGCAAUAGGCUGGGGCACAUACGAGUCCGACCCUAACAAGCAUUUCUUGCUCUUAGACUUCCACGACAUCGAAGAUGAAAUGCCUCACACCUCCGAGCUUGUUUCGGUAAUCGCGAAACUGCAUCAAGAAACCUUGUCCCCCAAUGGGAAAUUCGGAUUCCAUGUAGGAAUAUAUGGUGGUUGUCAGCCCAUCGACACCUCAUGGACCGACACCUGGGAAGAGUUCUUCACGAGGACCUUUCAAAAUUCUUUGAAAGGAGAAGAGGCCAUUCAGGGGCACGAUUAUGAGAUGACUGAGCUUGGCGAAGCAAUGAUCAAUAAGGUGAUACCGCGGUUACUGAGACCGAUGGAAUCAGGAGGCCGAAAAUUGAAGCCUUGUCUUCUGCACGGCGACCUCUGGCACGGUAACGUAGGCAUUGAUCUUGCCACCGACGAGCCAAUGCUCUAUGACUUCUCCUCCCUGCAGACUCCUCGAAAGCUAAUCACCGGCCUGACGGUAGUUGAAAUGCAUCCAUGGCGCGCGACAAGAUACAGAAUAAAUCGCACGCACCAGAAGGCUUACCGGCGCCUAGUCGAACCCUCAGCACCCGAAGAGGAUCAUGAUGAUCGCAAUGCCCUGUAUGGCGUAUUCAACGACCUCACCGUCUCCAGUAAUUGGUCAGCGAACAAGCAAACUCGAGAGUUGUAA